Molecule: messenger RNA, 1286 nt
Organism: Gadus macrocephalus (Pacific cod)
Lineage: Eukaryota; Metazoa; Chordata; Actinopteri; Gadiformes; Gadidae
Product: required for drug-induced death protein 1-like
Exons: 2
Coding region: 366-791 (141 amino acids)
Source: RefSeq, a predicted model, not a curated record
UUACAAGUUGCUUUAGAUUUGAAAGUCGUGUAUUCUGUUUGGCAUGUUAUAAGUUAGCAAUUGCAAAAUCUGGCCCCUCACUCUUAUUGUUCUGCAUUGUUUUUGUUCUGAUUUAACAUCCUACCAGAGAUGAUAAUAAAUGUCCAUGAAUACACAAUGACCAGUAGGUUAUCUUUCAUGCUGGCAUUUGUCCAAGUUUGUAUGAAAGAGGGCUGCGCCUUUGAGGUCUGAAAUGUGCCCUGAAUUUCUCGACACACCCAUUCAGGGGCCCAUAAGUUUGCCUGAUAAAGUACCUCCAUACCGAACCCUUUGGCACAUCUCAGCUCCAUCAAUCCAUUCCCCUCUCCCAAGUCACCAGGUUCUAGAUGAAGCCGACGUCUUUUGCCACACGGUUGUUUCACAGGAAUGUAGAUUCAUUGGGUGUGAGGGCAGCCAGCUACGAGCGACAGGUAGAUGGAGCAAACCUCCAGGGGAGCCACGCGCCCCCCGACAGCCUGCAGCAGGAGACCUCCAGGCAGCCUGACAGGGGCCUCAGAGACGUUCACUUGGCCUUCCUCCCAGAGAGGUACCAGCCUUUGGUGGAUAAAGAAGCAGAGCAAGAAGCUAAAGAAGCGAGGAAGCUAAAGAAAAAAGAGAAAUACAAGAAAGUAAAGAAGAGGGCUGGUAGGGCGUGGCGGGGCAGCUGGAAGUGUCUCAUGCUGGGUCUUCACAACUUUGCCCUGGCCUACACCACCCCCCUCACAGCGGCUGCUACCUGCUUUAUACCAGAGUUUCAACCGGGCAGAGGAUGAGAAACACCGUCAUAGGAACGCUCUCACCAUGAUGUCAAUGCUGUGUGGACCAUUGUUACUGAAUGAGUUUUUACAUCUUAAUAUUAUUUCAUUUUUAUUUGUCAUGUAAUGUAACAGGGAUGGAUAAUUGUGUAUAUAAGUGUAUAUGACUAUAUUAAUAAAGGUUAGUUGUAAUGUGAAAGACCCGCCCCUAUCAUAAAAUGGGCAGCUUAUAACUAACAUCAAAUAACACUUUUGUUUAUAAUUGAUUUAACAACGGUCAGUGGCUGUAUGGAAUGGUUUUUUAGUUUUUUUUUAACAUUUUGGAAAUGAAAUGACAGUUGACAGAAUGAGUUAUCAGUGAGAACCGGAGUGUCCUCUUGCGAUUGAAUUGAACGUUUUGAUUAAGUUUGUUGGUGUACACUGUUAUGAUGUCGUACCUCUUGAAUAUACUAUUGUUACAAUAAAAUGUAUUAAUCUGUGUUAAUAUAAUGGUUUUAAAAUGUGAAUGUGUUU